AAUAAUAUUUAUUUGAUAAUUCGGUAAAAAUAAAGAGCCGAUGGAACAACUCGUCCAGCUUGUCAUGUACAUUUUUACACGUUAUAUGGUUUCAGCUAACUAAGCGGGUGAAAGAGAUAGCAGAUCGGCCAAAAAUGGCACACGCACUGCGGAGAGCCCUUAGCAGCUUUGCGAAGACUCGUUUUGGCGCAUACGCCUUUCCCAAGUCGAGACCUCGAGGUCGGAACAACAUGGUCUUUGGCUUCGUCGCUUGCAACUUUUUGCACACUCAGCAGCUCACCAAGAACAUCGAACUGCUGACGGAGGAACCGGUCAUUGUUGCAGAGUCGAAAAAAAUCACCAGUCUCAAGCAAGACGAAAAUCGUCCCCUGCUAGUUCUGUUGUGCUGGUUAUUGUCGAAAAAGCCGCACAUCAUGAAAUUCGCCAAUUUGUACUUGGAACAGGGCUUUGACGUCGUGACGGUGUCGAUCAAUCCCUGGCAACUAAUGUGGCCAGUUAAUGGCUCCAAAGCUACAGCCUUUGAUCUGCUGCAGAUCUUGGAUGAGAACAAGCAUUACGAGCGCAUACUGCUGCACGGCUUCUCCAUCGGUGGUUACCUGUGGGGCGAGCUUCUCGACUUUGUGCACAAGGACCGAAAAAGAUACGACCAGGUGAUCGAUCGUAUUGUCGGCCACGUGUGGGACAGCGCGGCUGACAUUAGCGAAAUAACGAUCGGUACGCCCAAAGCGAUGUUCCCGAACAAUCGGGUGCUGGAGAACAUGAUGCGAAAGUAUCUUGAGUUUCACAUGGUAACUUUUGAAAAACAAGCUACGCAAUAUUACAGAAGAUCCAGUCAGUUGUUCCACUUGAAUUUGGUACGCUCGCCGGCUUUGUUCUUCGUCAGCAAGACCGAUCCCGUCGGUUCCUACAAAAGUAACAUGAGGGUUCGAGAUUCUUGGGAUUCCUUAGGCACGGAGACGCAUGUGAAGUUGUUUGAAAAUACACCCCACGUUGGACAUUUUCGAUCCGAGCCUAAAGAGUACAUAGCGGAACUUUACUCUUUCUUGAACAAACUGCAGCUCAUAAGGAACGAUGAAAAAUUUCGUGCCCGGCUCUGAAGAGAUGAAAAAUUCCUUCGAAUUUUUAUUCGCCGUUGAUUUAAUUUACAAAGGAUUUUUCAUGUUAUUUAAUAAUAAUUACUUUUUUACUUCCUACCAUCGUGUUGUUAAUUUACAUUUACAUAUACUUUCGUAAAAAAGACAAAUGCCAACUUCAUAACAUGUACUUGCAGACAUAUUGUACGUUACAAAUGAUGUACGAUAAAAUAAAACUAUACACUACAUUGAUAAAGCCAAUAGUUACUGCUAGAAAAUUCUAUUUACAAAUCCAAAGUAGUGUAUUUAAAAACAUCCUUCAUAAUUUUAAAUACACAAUUGUUAAUUUAGUAGUGUCAAUUCCACCUGAUGAGACUCACAAACACUUGGCCAGUGCAACGUCGCAUUUUCCAAUUAAUUCGUUUCUACUUACUUACCUAGUACCUAGUACAUCAUUAAUCAACAACUUUAUAUUCAUUUAC
This is a messenger RNA of Copidosoma floridanum, 1555 nucleotides long. RefSeq names its product transmembrane protein 53-like lethal (2) k09913. NCBI's taxonomy places the organism in Eukaryota, Metazoa, Arthropoda, Insecta, Hymenoptera, Encyrtidae. The record is from RefSeq and is a predicted model, not a curated record. Gene Ontology annotation, molecular function: serine hydrolase activity.